This is a messenger RNA of Trypanosoma cruzi, 4614 nucleotides long. RefSeq lists its product as uncharacterized. The transcript has a single exon. Gene Ontology annotation, biological process: nuclear-transcribed mRNA catabolic process, nonsense-mediated decay. Gene Ontology annotation, cellular component: exon-exon junction complex; cytoplasm. Lineage: Eukaryota; Euglenozoa; Kinetoplastea; Trypanosomatida; Trypanosomatidae. The record is from RefSeq and is a predicted model, not a curated record. Bases 1 to 4614 code for a protein of 1537 amino acids.
AUGACUUCUUCGACCGCAGAUCAUCUUUACGAACGGGCAAAGCUGCGGAGGCUAAAUUUGGACCCGGCGCCUCAGCGGAGUGUGUUUGCUGCGAGGAGCUCAGGACUAAAGUUUGAUGUAAAAAAGGCAACUGCAUUGGCGAAGAGGUUUAAAAACUACUCUGCGGAGGCGUCGGAGAAAACGAUUUUAAUGCAGCUUGACACUGUGAGCUUUGGUAAGUUUCUCUCGGAGGCGGCCCAUGCCGUUGUGCAAUCGCUUUGUCAUGGUACAAAGAUGAAGCCGGCAGAUGCCCAUUCGUUUACGGUUGUCUGCUCCGAGGUACACCAGCGCUACGAGGAUUUUUGGGCUUUGGUCCGGAAGGAGUUGAAGGAGAACAUCGAGUCUGUUGUUGAUACGGGUUCGCUCAAGUUGGCUGUGGAGCGUAUUGAAGAAUAUGCAUCAACAACAACAACAACAACAGCAACAACUUUCAUUUCUGGGGAAGGAAACGUAUCCACAGGAACGACAGUGGUAUCUUCAGGGUUAUCUGCGCCCCCUUCUGCUGCGGCUAAGGGCGGUCUCACACCGUCAUUAAGCAAGUCGCCGGUGGAUGAAUUUAAUCGUCUACGUUUGGUCGCCAGGGUGUUUUGUGAGUGGUGGCUUGUGGGGCUUUUUGAUGAUGCCAAACCCCUGUUAAACCUAUUGAAGUUAUUGCAAAAACUUGCGGAGAGGAAUGCGGCAACGCCAAAUUCUCCUUUAGCCGUUGCCACGGUUUUUUCGAUCACAGCCCUUAUGAUACGUGAAGUAGGCAUUGAGAUACUUGGGAAGGGAAAUGCAGUGCUUUCAUCUCUCUUUACAGAAAAAAAGGGAGAUGAAAAUGGUCCAGAGAGGCUCCGUGAUCUUCUGGGCCAUUGUGGGGUUUUCACAAUCGACGAGAACAGUGAAGCGGGAAGGAAGACGCCAUUUUUGCUUGGUCCAGCAGGGGCUCGGUUGGCAUUCAACGCCACAACAAAGAAGGUGGGACCAGUGGAGAAUGCGGUGGCGCAUCAGGCUGAGGAGGUGAGCUGGGCGAGGUUGUGCGAGAUUCGCAAUGCUUCAGCAGAAAAUUACUGCAAUGAUGAAGAGAAACGACACUUUUUUGGGCUUGCAUUGGCUUCCACGAAGGCAUGCCUUCGAGCUUACAAACAACGUAAAGAGGAGAUUGAGAAGUGGUGGCAUUCUGUAAAUGAUCAGGCCGAAUUUCGGGGGAAAACCGCGCGCUUCAACAAUGAUGAAGCGCGGUUUCGUUUUUUUCAGGAACACGUGGAAAGAUUGUACGUGGUGUGCGAAAACUUGUUGGGGAUGCUGGGGUUUUCUCCUCCGUUACCUGUUGAUCUGUCCAUUGUUGAACAAAGGGAGGAGGUUGAGGCUGUGCGGAUUUCGGUAACCCGAAAAUUCCACCCCAUUGUAGGGGCAGAGACGCUGAACCGCUUUGGGGACGAUGAACAACGCAUAUUUUACGAAUACGUUCCAGAAAUUGAGACGUUGUUGGAUGAGGUUUUCUUGUCUUCGUUGACCGCCGAAAAGGCGAAAUGGGAGUUGUUUUCACGGCACAGUGUCAUUGGCGGUGCAAUUGCAUCGGGGACUGGAGCAACGACAUCAUCAGGGUUAUCUGCAAUAGGAUCUGGGGGAGUUGGCGCACCUGGCGGGGGCGAUGGAGGAGACAGCGAGGAGGACGAUAUGGACGUGGAAGCGGCGGCGAAUACCAUGGAGGAAGGCAAAGGUCAACACAACACGGAGACCGUUAAACUAAUGGAGCGUCGACGGCUUCGUUUGGCGAAAUUGGGCGUCCCUGCGGCGUUGUUUAAUGACUACGCGGAAGUAUUGAAGUUGCUUGAGGAACUUGGAGAGUGCACGACCGCAGUUGCGAUUGAUGAAUGGUGCGAACGCUUUGUUGGGGAGGCGAUUGUACCGCUGCGUAAUUCGUCGGAAAAUGUCGUUGGGGCUCGGCUGUUUUUUACAAACUGCCGAAUGCUGUUGACGCUGGAGCUGCGCCACUUUCUUCGCUUCCGCUACCCCGAGAAGCUUCCGUUCAUGGCCCGUUGUGCCGCGAUCUUUGAUCAGUACUUCCAUGAUGUUGGGAUUUAUUUGGGUGCCAGGCUGGAGGCUCAGUGGAGGCGCGAGUAUUCCACUUCCACAUCGAAAAGAGAGACGAGCACGUCUUGCAGCACACGGAGUGAUGAGUUCUUGCAGCGUCGUGUGGGGGCCACCGGACGUUACUUAUGUGAGUUGAUGAAGUUUGGCACUAUUCCACCGAGUCGGGUAUUAAACCUUUUGAAUAUUGCGGUGGAAGACUUGAAACAACCAUGCAGUGUUGCAACUAUCUGUGCCAUCAUUGAACACGGCGGUCUUUUUUUGGUUCGCAACCACGCAACACGUCGUGCGACGGAGAAGUUAAUACAGAAACUUAAGACGAACAUGAUGAACGAAGAAAUGAAAGCAGAAUGUUCCCAUAUGGUUACCGAGGCUUUUUCUUUCUUGCAACCGGCAACCCCUUCGCUUGUUGCAUUUCCCUCUCCUGCUCAAAAGGAAGAGUCCCCAUUAGAGAGGUACGUGCGGUCUCUGCUUCACGAGCGCUUGUGUCCGGAUGGGACCAAAUUUGUGCUGGACGGGCUGCUGAGGAUGCCAUGGGAUGACGUUGAGAAAAGGGAAAUGCUUAUUCGCGCUCUGCGUAGUGUACACCAGAUGAGUUUGGAUGUUGUCCCCCUUGUGGUGGACAUUUUAAAGGAACUUGCCCAUGCGGAUCAUGUCCAUGUGGUGCAGCGUAUUUUGUACGAGGUCGCGGAGGAUAUGCGGCGUGACUUGGAGGUUGGUGCCGCAACCCCGGAACUCGUCAGUGGCAGCUCAAGGAAAUCUAUGAUGAUCUCUGAGCCUUACACUACACAUCGCCCGUUGCAGUGGCGUCUGGCUGACUGUUUUUUCCUUGCCAACUUUUACCGUGUGCGCCUGGUGUCUUUUCGUUUUGUAUGCCACAUGUUGUUGAUGCUAUUGCUAUACUUUCCGUUUAUCACGACUCACUGCAACGACUACACUCGUCUGCGGUGUUUUGUUACCCUAUUUCGGGAGUGUAUCCCGUCUCUCCCUUGGAUUGUUAACUCACGCACGGGUGACUUCAACAGGCCAAGAUCUCGCACAUCACGAAGCGCGGAGCGAAUUGCCACUUUACAUCAGCUACUUCGGAAGCUUGUGGCACAGUUAUAUCUUUACCGAUUUAGUCUUGCGGAACCACUGCCGUUGCAACUACAAGUUUGCCUAGAGGAGCUCUUGCAUCUCCUUAGAGACAACAUAGGUCGUGACGAGAGAUACCGAGAGACAUGGAACAAGCUCCAAGAGAAGCUAAAAGCUCGUGAGAAGGGGUCUCAGAAAGAAGCAGAAGAUACUUCAAAAAACAAGAACUCUCAAUUGGGGAUAAAAUCAUCGCAAAAGUUGGUACUCCCAGAGACGCUGGAAGAAGCCCAUGCGUACGCGAAGUCCGUGGCGGAAGAAACUGUGCUUCCAGCCAAUGCAUGGUAUGAAAAGGUCUAUGAGGCUAUUAAAGGCUCUCAAAAUGACGAGCCACUUUUUCGCAUUUUUGCUGUGGAAAACCAAAAGGAGCUAUCUCUGUGCACGUCGGAAGUUGUCCAUGCUGAAGGCGCGGAUGCAGAGAACUCAAGGCAUGCGUCAUUGGAUCUUUUGCCAGAAGAUAUGGAGCAGGGUGAUGAGGUUUCCACCGACCGUAGCAGUGACGCGUAUGAGGAUGAAAAUUCCAUGGUUCGAGGCAUGACCAGAGGUAGCUGCAGCAGUGUCGGGAGCAUUAGCGGCUCUGAGAGUCUCAGUGACAGCGAUAAUGUUGACACGUCAGUCGCUCUUUCUGCUACCGUAUCGGAUACAACUUCCACAGGCGAGGAUGAGGAAGGGGAGGAAGAUGAAGAUGAGGAGGAUGAGGAAGAAAGUGAGGAGGAAGAUGAAGAUGAGGAGGAUGAGGAAGAAAGUGAGGAGGAAGAGGAAGAGGAAGAGGAGGAAGAGGAGGAAGAAGAAGACGGUAGGUUUGCUGCGGCAGAAGCGCUGCGAAUUCGGCUUGAGGAGGCUGAUCUUGACGCCCAGUUGCGUGCUCUCAUGUCGGAAAACCCGCGAGAAACAACGGGCCAUGCAGCCAGUGCUGCGGUUGCGAGGGGUACGUCCGUGGAGCGUCUCAUGGAGCAGGAUUUGGUGAUGGGUAUACGAAUGCACCGCCAGCACCAGCGUCAGUGCGCAAAAAAUACUUUUUUAUUACCCACAGCUGAAACAGCGAAAGAAGAUACAGUGGAGGAGGUGCGUUUUACGCUUCUGCGGCGCCCUCCCCCUAACACAUCGGCUGCUGGGAAGACGGGGACCGCGGGUGUAGCCGCUUCUACUUCUUCUGCCAAUACGGCUGUCGCGUCAGCCAACGUGGUGAAGAAAAGUGAUUUUGCUGUGCUUAGCAUUCCCCGCGGUGCGAAAUUUGCCCAGAAUGCCAUGAUGUCGCAGGAGCGUCAUCGACAGCAGCAAGAAGAGCUGCGAGAAAUCACUCGGCGUAUCAAUCAUAUGCAUGAGGUUGAGAGAAGCGUUCACGCUGCGAUGCCAAAAGAGUCAAAGUAA